Acanthamoeba castellanii str. Neff is the source of this 4056-nucleotide messenger RNA. Its product is annotated as SAP domain containing protein. Lineage: Eukaryota; Discosea; Longamoebia; Acanthamoebidae. Gene Ontology annotation, cellular component: nucleus. The transcript has 12 exons. The annotation marks the transcript as partial. Gene Ontology annotation, biological process: poly(A)+ mRNA export from nucleus. The record is from RefSeq and is a predicted model, not a curated record.
AUGGAGGGGCAAGGCAGGACCGCGGUGCCCUUUUCGCCAGCAGCAUUUAACAAGGAGAACAUCAAUCCAAACGCCUUCAAGUACUUGAAGGAUGACGAUUACGAUGGGAGCGAUGAUGACACGAUUACUCUAAUGGGUGACAUCCUCAAGACGGCCUUGUCGUCCAGGACCAACGAAGAUUUUACUUGUGAUCGAGUCCUUGGCGCUCUCGACCGACUGGGCCUGUUGGAUGCCUCCGCUCAGUCCUCGACCACGCCGUUCGAUGACAGAACAGAUACCGUCGCGUACACACCACCAGAGGCGUCCCUCCUGAACAAGCUAAUCAAGCAGGGCUUGCUCGACACCACCGAUUCGUCAGAAGAUCGGACGGACACCAUUAUUAGCACUCCCAGCGGUCCGGAGAUGUCCAUUCUAAGCAAGCUGCUUAAACAUGGGAUGCUCGACACCAGUGAGAAGGAGGAUACGGUUACCCUCACCGGCACGCUGCCCGAAGCUGCCUUGCUCAAUGCUCUACAGAAUAAGGGCCUCCUUGAUGCCUCUACUACUGUUGAGCGAAUUACCGAGACCGACGACACUAUUGCCGUUACGGAGACAAUCCCCGAAGCAGCGCUGCUCCGUGUCCUGCAGCAGCGAGGCCUCCUGGACACUCCUGCCGGCAGAUCUCAUCCUCCAGUGCACGACGACGAAGACACAAUCGCAGUUACCGAGACUCUACGCAACGCGGCCCUCCUCUCCGCUCUGCAGCAGCAGGACGAUACGGUGAGUGUCACGGAGACAUUGCCCGAGGCUGCUCUCUUAACCGCUCUUCAGCGGCAGGGCUUCCUGGACGCAUCAUCGAGGCAAUCUACCGCGUCCGAUGACACCAUGGCUGUAACGCAGACUCUGCCCGACGUCGUCACCCUCAACGCACUACAGCGCCAGGGUCUGCUUGCCUCGCCGCUUCGCAGACAGUCGGCAUGUACAGACGAAACGGCCAUGACUGAAACCCUGCCCGAGUUCGCAGUUCUUGCCGCGCUCCAGAGACUUGGCGCACUAGAUACGAGCAUCCGCUCGAGCUCCAAAGACGAUACCGACGGAGAUGACACUGGAGUGAUUACCGGAACGUACCCUGACGCUGCUCUUCUCGAUGCACUGGACCAGCACGGACUGCUCGACGCCACCCGCCAGUCCUCUUCCGGAGCCCUGCUGGGUGCCUUGGCGAGACACGGACUGCUUGACUCUCCCUCGCGAGUCUCCAUCUCAGGCGUCAGUGUUCCUGAUGCGAGCACGAACGACGAGGACGAAACCCUCGAGCUGUCGGCAAUCGAAAUUCCGGACAAGUUCUCGAAGGCAGAGAUUGCCUGCACGGAGUCGGCCGCGAGCAAGAGCGAAGCGGACGGUGAGGUCGAGGAGGUGACCGAGUUGGUCCGCACCGUACUCACGGGUAGCGACCUGCAGCACGAAGACGAGCCGAGUGAUUCGUCUGAUGGUAGCGACGACGACGACGACGCGGAAGUGCUGCCACAGAACCAGACAGUGGAGCGCAAACUCGAUCUGGAGGAAGGAGAGAAGUGGAAGGAGAAUGUCGUCAACAUCUCUGCAAGCUUCACGGAGCCGAGCUUCAUCGCUAAGGCACGUAAGAGCGAGCAGAGCGUGUAUUCGUACACCUCGGACUUCACGCCGAUGUUCAACAUCAGCUCCGUCUCGACCGCGACCGAGGACGAGAAUGAAGAGGCCCUCGAAGUCUCUGCCACGAUCCUGGUCGAAGUCGACGAAGUCAACGACGACGAAACUACAUCGAAACAAGCUAUGGAGGCGGAGGACAACGAUGUGACGGCCACGAUCCUGCUGGCGGGCGAGAGCGAAGAAGAGGCCCACGAGGUCGUCGAAGUGUCUGCCACGGCCCCGGAACGAGUCGAGGCCGAAGCCGGCACACGGGCACGCAGCGUGUCGGCCGAGUCGAUGACGGUGGACAUGCUGCGGCGGGAGCUGAAACAACGAGGCCUUACCACGAAGGGGAAGAAAACCGAACUGAUAGAUCGUCUGCGCUCGGUCUUGGACACUGAAGCGCGUCAGGAGAUCGUCUCUGUCGAGGACGAAGUGGAGACGAGCGGCGUGAGUGCUCUCGCCCUCGAGUCGGCCGAAGAGGCCGGCGCGAGUGACAGCAAGAGUACGAGAGAAGAGGAGCAAGACGCCAACGAGGCCCUUAGAAGCGAAGCGGAGGAGGAGAGCACGGAGGUGGCGGGCAUGACCAUCCAUGAGCUCCGACGAGAGUUGAAGAGGAGAGGCUUGGAUACGCGAGGGAAGAAGCAGGUUCUGGUCGAGAGGCUGGAGCGAGUCAUCGUCGAGGGCUCUGCUGAAGAGUCGAGCCUCGAAGGUGAGAGCGAGAGCGAAAGCGAGAAGGAGGAAGAAGCGAAGGAGGAAGCCCACGCGAGCGCGGACGAGGUCGAGGUCGAGGAAAAUGAACGAACGGUCAACGUCACUGUCGAAGCUAAGCCCGUACUCGAGCAGGUGGAAGACUUCACGCAGCAAUCUACGCUUCGCAUCCCGCCCGUGGCGGAAGACUGCAGCAGCAACAGCGACGACGAAGCCGAGGGCACCGACGAAGAAGAGGCCCAAGCCGAAGCUGACUUCGCGAAGAUGAAGGUCGCCGAGCUGAGGGCCGAACUGAAGAGGAGGAGAUUGCCGGCGCAGGGCCGCAAGUCCGAGCUCGUCGACAGGCUACGGGCAGCUCUUGUGUGCAAGCCCGACCAGAGCGACUCCGACAGCGAGACAGACGAAUCUGCCGAACCUGAACUCGAGCCUGCGUGCGAAGCGGUGCCGGUGCAGGAGGAGCGAUCGGAGGACAGCAGCCCGGUCGAAACCGAAGAAGCGCUGGUGCAGGCGACGGGGGAAUCAGUCGAAGAUGCAGCGAAACAGGGUGAGAACGAUGGAGACGACCUCAAGCCGGAAGAGAUGAAGGUCGAUGAGCUGAGGCGAGAGCUGAAGAAGAGAAACGUAUCGACUGGUGGAAGGAAGACCGACCUCGUUCACCGACUGCGUACCGUCUUGGAAGGCGAACUGCACCAGGAGGCUACCCUUGCGGCGCCAGAGGAAACCUUGCGGGAAGAAUGCGGGUCGGUACCACCGGAAGCGCCUUCUGGUGAAGCGACGGCGGAGGUUGUGGAAGCUGACGUCGAAGAGCGAAGGCCUGAGGAAGAGCAGGGAGAAGCGCAAAUCGAAAGUGAACGCGACAGCGACGCGGACGAGGAGGCAGACUUCGAUGCCAUGAAGGUCGUCGAACUGAAGCAAGAGCUACGGAAGCGCGACCUCCCGACGAACGGAAGAAAGCACGAACUGAUCGAGAGGCUUCGCGAGUUCGACCGACGAGAGCAAGACCACGCGCAUCACGUGGACGCGAAGAGCGAGAUCACCGACGAGGCAUCGGCCGCUGAACCCGUCGAAUCAAUCGGAGAAACCACCGUAGAGGAAGGACACAACACCGAAGAGCAGCAACCGACGGUAGAGACUGCGGGCGAGGACGAAGAAGAAACGGCGGAGGGACGAGUUGAACGAACGAUCGAAGAAGAGACGGAGGACGGUGCGGACAUGGGCGCGAAGGAAGCGAGCGGAGAAGUGAGAGAAGAAGAGGAGGAGAGCGAUGAGGUGGCAGCCGACGAAGAAGAAGAAGAAGAAGAAGAAAAGAUCGACCCCGAAUCCCUCAGGAAGUGCCAUCUGCCGACCAACGGGAGGAAGUUCGAGCUGGUCAGACGACUCCGUGACUACCUGGCGCAGGAAGAGGAGGUGGCCGAGCCCGCAGCUGUCGAAGAAGCGGUGGUGACUGAGGUCUUCGUCGCAGAGCCGCCGGCCGAGGAUGUGAGCGAUCACGUGCAGGCCAGCGCGGAUGGUGAAGACGAGGAGGCAGCGGAUGAAGGACCCAGUUCGGUCAAGGAGGCUUCGUUGGAGGAGGCAACAUUCGAAGCGAACAAUGCCGUCCAGAAGUCUGCAGAAGAAGUGGAUCGGGCUGAGGCGGAAGAGGCGGAGGAGGAGGAGGCCGACGACGAAGACCAAAACGAGAUGGACCUGGAGAAGAUGACC